AUGGAUUUGCUCCAACAAAAUGAUAUCCUCCAGCAGCCGGGACCAAGCAAUCUGGACGCGCGUAAAAUCUCGAAGAAUCGGAGGACGUUUGUAAAUGAUCGUAAUCUUGAACUAAGUUGUGGUGAUUCAAAAAAACAAAAGAGAAAAAAAGGUCAUUUACGUGGGACUCGAAGCAAUGGAUUUGCUUCUGGGCCACCUUUUCCAAAAUUUACUGAUCUCCAGAAGAGGAGAUUAUCACGCAAUAGCGAAACAGAUGACUACUAUUGUGAUGAUUAUCCAUGGGGUGCGCCUUUAAACGAACAGCAGAAAAAGCAACAAAUGGCACUUAUUGAACAUGAAAUCAAUGAAAUGGCCAAUGAAACACUUUGUGGAUUAGGACAAUGGAGACCACAGUGGUUACAACGUUUCGCUCGUAGGGAGUGGAUGUUGAUUUUGAUGUGUUGGUUUUGCUUAAUCCAGGGUAUUAUUUUCGUUGUCAAGUUUUAUAUUUUAUUUAAAGGAAUGAUCGUGAGUGGCUUAGUUCCCUCUUCGAUUUCAAGUUCUUUACUAAAUUUUUAUUUAAAAAAAUUUGGUAUUUCAGCCAUAGAACGCCGCUUCCAAUUCUCCACUCUCUUAAAAUUUAUUGACAUUUAA
This is a messenger RNA of Meloidogyne enterolobii, 633 nucleotides long. The record is from the annotation of a GenBank genome assembly. NCBI's taxonomy places the organism in Eukaryota, Metazoa, Nematoda, Chromadorea, Rhabditida, Meloidogynidae.